Messenger RNA from Metarhizium robertsii ARSEF 23, 957 nucleotides. RefSeq lists its product as uncharacterized. Bases 1 to 957 code for a protein of 318 amino acids. The transcript is spliced from 2 exons. The record is from RefSeq and is a predicted model, not a curated record. Lineage: Eukaryota; Fungi; Ascomycota; Sordariomycetes; Hypocreales; Clavicipitaceae.
AUGAUCCGACCCCAAGGGCUUCGUCGCGCCGCGACCGCCCUCCCGCCCUCAUCCUCCAUCCCAAGCCGCACCCUCUCAUCCACAACCCCGACCCAAGCCGAUCCCCAAUGGCCUCUCCUCAAGAAACGAGCCAGUCCGCCAAACCAACAAGACACCAUCCACAGCGGCGGCACGUCCCUCAUCGAGAGCCUCAAAAACCGACAGCCACAAACACCUUCCGCAGCAGACCCAGCAUCCUCACCCGCCUCCCUCGACACCACAUCUCCCAAACCCGACUCCCGCCUCAUGCUCAUCCUCCACGGCCUGAGCCCUCACCUCAACGCCAGCGACUUCUACCGCCUCGCGCCCAGCGAUCUCUCCUCCUGGCAAAGCGUCAUCAAAAAAGUCCAGCAACAACGGAAUCCCACGACCCUCGAGCCCCUCGGCCGCUAUCACAUAUCAUUCUCCACCUCCACAGCGGCGAUAUCCUACCGCGACCGCCUCCUCCGCCUGCACAAACUCGCCCAUUACAAAAUCCGCUCCCCGGGCGGCCUCUGGGAGAGCUCCACGCCGAGACACCUGACGUCACCCGCGGGCGAGGACCCGGCCGCGGAAUUAGAAACGUACACGGUAACCUCCGGGACGCAGCGGACCGUGGACGCGCAGAGACGACGCGCAUCCGGGGGCAACAAGUGGGCGCAGAGGCUGGCCGGCGCCGUGGGCGGCCUCGGCCACGGGGGGCCUCGGCCACGGGGAGAAGCCGCCGGCGGUGCUGGUCCACGUGUACCCCCCGACACUGACGGCCGGCGACCUGGCCGCGCACAUUGUCGAGGACGGCCUGUCGAGGGGCUGCGGGUGGAAGGUGUGUCCGCCGCAGGAGCUGCAGGCCGAGCCGGCGGAGCGAGCUACGGGCAGGGCAUCAUCCCACGGGAGUCCCCCCGGCGCCGACGUGCAGCCACGCACGCAGCGGGAUAUUGA